Molecule: messenger RNA, 4958 nt
Organism: Nasonia vitripennis (jewel wasp)
Lineage: Eukaryota; Metazoa; Arthropoda; Insecta; Hymenoptera; Pteromalidae
Gene: ChAT
Product: choline O-acetyltransferase
Exons: 12
Coding region: 319-2352 (677 amino acids)
Biological process (GO): neuromuscular synaptic transmission; acetylcholine biosynthetic process
Cellular component (GO): cytoplasm; neuron projection
Molecular function (GO): choline O-acetyltransferase activity
Source: RefSeq, a predicted model, not a curated record
GCCGCCGCAGCCCGUAAGCUCGGGCUUAUUCCUUAGGCUUAAGCAGAUCGUCGUCGAAUAUUGUGCCAGGGUAUCUCUGGUGGCCGUGAAAAAUGUUAUUGGCAGAGCUGUCCCCAAAGUUAAAGGGAAUUUCGUGAAGAAAUGCAGAGAGUUGACGUGUAGGAAUAGUUUGCUCGGUGUCUCUGGCGACGAAGGUUCUAUGCGAGGAUUGUUUGUUUACAUCAGUGUGUUCCUCAAGCUCGGCCAUGUAGCAAGUGUCUGUAAAGUGCCGGUAUUUCAUAUCUCAAAAGUGUUGUACUGUGACCACCAAAAACCGGCAUGUACUUCUGCAAAGUCUGCCUCGUUUCCAGCCCCCUGGGAAAGGGAUGGCGAGACUCGGUGCUCGGGACUUCGCGGCGGUUGCUGUCCAGCAUAGGCAGUCUCUCAAGGGACAGCUCGUCCUGCCCUUCCACAAGAGACGAGCCUCUACCGAGUCUACCAGUACCGAACCUGGAAUGCACGAUGCAGAAGUACCUGGCCCAGGUUGAGGCAGUGGCCCCGAACCACCUGGACAGAACUCGCAACUUAGUCAGAGCUUUCCUUGCUGGGCCAGGGCCUAAACUGCAGCAGCGUCUCUUGGAACGAAGGCAGAAGGUCGACAACUGGGCAACGGACUGGUGGCUGAAAGACAUGUAUCUGACGGUUCCUCUCGGGCUUCCGAUCAACAGCAACCCUGGCCUAGCAGCGAAACCCAAACAAUUUUCCAGCCAGCGAGACGCUGCCGUCUUCCUCGCGCGCUAUCUCACCGAGCUCCUCAAUUACCAGGAGGUUCUCGACAGCUCUGAGCUAGAAGUGGAGCGGGUUAAGUCGAAGGAUGGAAAGAGGAUGCAACCACUUUGCAUGGCACAACACUAUCAGAUGUUCCGUCUCUACCGAAGACCUGGACAGAUAAUGGACGAACACGUGCAUUUGAACAGAGCCACUUCCGGAGAUCACAUAAUCGUCGCUCAUCACAAUCAAUUUUAUAGCGUACCCGUUAGAGCCUCGGACAGAGGCCGAAUAACCGAAUCCGAGCUGGUCGAGCAAUUUUUGAAGAUCAUGGAAGUGCCGGCCGAUGCUAAAACACUGCCUGUCGGGAUACUGACAACCGCGAAGAGACCCGUCUGGGCCAAUGCCAGAGAGGAGCUUCUGAAAAACGAGAACAACCGUCACAACGUCGAGCUGAUCGAGCGCUGCCUGUGUCUGGUCUGCAUCGACGACGACGUACUGCCGACGACGUUCAACAACCCUAUGCGCAAGGAGGACCGCUGGUUGGGAGAGCGAGACUACGCCAACGUGCUCCAUCACAUGAUACACGGCGGUGGCUCGAGACACGUCGGGGCCAACCGCUGGUUCGACAAGACCGUCCAGCUCAUCCUCGGGAAGGACGGUCUGUGGGGACUAUCGUACGAGCACUCGGCUGGAGAGGCACCGGCGAUAUUCAGGAUCUUCGAAGAGCUGACGGAUAAGGUAGACGCUAUGCCGCCGCCGGACGAGAGCAGCGUCUCCUCGCAUUUGCCGGCUCCGGAAAAGCUUGAGUGGUCCUUGUCGGAGCAGAGCCGCAAUGAUAUACGAGAGGCUAUGACGUCUUUCGAUGCGCUUGUGGAAGACUUGGACUUGUGCAUCUUGCGCUUCGAGGAUUAUUCCAAGGAGUUCAUCAAGAGCUGCAAUAUCAGUCCUGAUGUGUACAUCCAGUUGGCACUGCAGUUGACAUACUUUCGGCUCCACGGACACCUGGUGGCCACGUACGAGAGCGCCGGCAUACGUCGAUUCGCCAAGGGUCGCGUGGACGUGAUCAGAGCGGCCAGUCCCGAGGCUCUCGGUUGGGUGAAGGCGAUGUGCCAGGGCGACCCUGAGACUCACGCACCGUCUGGCAACGCGCAAGAGGAAGGCAUCAAAAGAGUUCAGUUCACCAUUUACAGUAAACAGAGAAUCAAGGAACUGUUCGAUUUGGCGGUUCAGCGACAGACCAAGGAAAUGACGGACAACAUAACCGGCCACGGAAUCGAUAACCACUUGAUGGGCUUCCGUUACGCUGCCGAAGAAUCCGGCGAACCUACUCCGGAGAUCUUCAACGACGAAGCUUACAAAAUCACUCAACACUUUGCCUUGUCGACGUCCCAGAUAACGACCAAGAACGACACUAUCGGCGGUUACGGUCCUGUCGUACCGGACGGCUACGGUUGCGGCUACAACGUCAGGAAGAACGGCUUUAUAUUUUCCUGCUCGGCGUUCCACAGCGACGAGAACACCAGUGCCAUGAAGUUCGCCCAGACUUUGAAGAGGAGCCUGCAGGACAUGGCUUCGAUGCUGAAAGACACGAAGCAAGCUUAAUUUUUCAAUUAUGGUCUAACGAUAUGUGAUGAGAUGCGAAUCUACGAAAUUACGAUAACGAAUUUUUCCAGAGUUGAUUAUAUGACACAGAGAUAUAGGCAUAUUUAUGAAGAGAAAGAAAAACCAAAGAUUUCGGAACGCGCUGGUCUACGCGUCGGAAUUAUUAUUUUAGAGGGAAAAAUUAAAGUAGAGCUUUAAUUUGAAAGUAUAUGAGAACAAAACAGAUGAAAGUAAUAUAUUGAAAGUAUAUGAUGAAACGCGAGUGAUAUACAAAAAUGAAAGUAUUUAUCGUAUGUUUUAAGGGAGAGAAAAAAGUUUUAGCAGAGAGAUGUCACUAUAUAUCUAUAUACACACACACACACAAUAUUAUUAUUCUAUAUAUAUAUGCGAGACGACGGAUUGAUCGACUACGCGAUUUUAUUUACACACACGGGAACAGAUAAGCAUAUCGAUCGGUCGUCGCUCGAAACGUUGCAAAGAUUACAAAGCGCCACAGAACAACAAAGUAUAAUAUUAAUAUAUGACUAUUAACAAAUAACGAUGAUAUAUUGUUUAUAUAGCAAAAGUAGCACGUAAUGAGACAGACACUCGUAAAAACGUAUAUACUACAUUAUUAUGAUUUAGAGCGGCUGUUGACGUAUAGAUUUGUUCGUCGUUAACUAUACGCGUGUAUGGUAGGCAAUACGCAAGAAACUAAACUAUCGUAUACUUGUACAUCUUCGACGAAUCUCAGCACACGCGUCGCGGUGUGCUCGACCGUUUGUAUUCCCAGUGACUCGCAUCUGCGAAGAAAAAGAAAAAGCUUCGGAUAACGAUUGAAAGUACUUAUAAAAUAUUGACGAUUUUACCAUAUAUACCUGACGAAAAAUGUUCUCGUCGAGCACACCGACGGCUGCGUAUUCGGAUUCGUCAUAACAUAAUAGGUACAACGUAGCCAGUCGCAACACUUUUCUAUAGACUGGCGCCCGCACAGUAACUCUUGUCCAAUUCUUAGGUAGGUCUCUAAUUCGAGCUCGUGAGUCUUCUCUCUCGCUGUGCUCUUGUUUGUAUCUAUCUCUCUGAGGCGCUUGAAAAAAGAAGAUUUACGAAGAAAUCCGUUAGCCAUUAGUUGAUCUACAACACAGAAGCAAGUAAAAACAUCGUUAUUUUCUAUAUGCACAAUAUGAUUAAAAAAAAAAAACAUAAAUGUUGGUGAAUUUUAUCGAUGUAAGUAGAAGGUGCUUUAGCUCAAUGAUAUGGGAAGGAGUUUCCUAUGUGUAUAUCCUAGUCGCAAAUUGAUUGAUUGUUAAGGUAGCCAAAUGUUAGAUUGACAUCGAUGUUAUACAUUUAAACUCAUUUGUCGGCCUCUCAAGCUUUACGUAUAUGUAUUGUAGUUAUAUUCAAGAGACAAAUCAUCGUUGACCUAUUUUUCGUUAAUUGUCUAUUUUUUUAUAUGUAAAUAUAUGGAGCUCUAAUUUCACUGUUAUACGACGAAGUUUAAUAUUUUAAAUUUACGUUUAUAAGUAUUAUUAAAUAGCGCGAAAAUUGUUACAGCUUUUCUUGAAGAGGCGCAGCGCGAGGCCUUCUAUAUAUAUUUUGAUGUAAUUUAUAUUACGAAUGUAAUCUUCCAAGUACCUGAUAUCUUCUUUUUAUUGUCAUUAACGCGUAGUUUCAUUUUUUUUUAAUCGAUUUCCUGAAAGAAAUACUCGUUAGUUUUAUUUAUACACAACAUACAAACUCGUUGAAUGUUGCAAAUCACACUUAAGUGUUAAAUAAUGCUCAGGUAAUUAAUGAGCCGUAAUCGUGUUCAUAAAGUGCACAAGUUGUUGAUGUACAAUUAUGCACUACGUGCUUAUACACACUUAAGAAAAACGAUUGAAAAAAUGUAGCAGUAAUGCAAUGAAUUAUAACUUAAUGUACGCAUUUUAUGUUCGAUGUUAACAGCUGUUAAUAGACUAAUUUUACCGCAUUUGUUAAAUGUUACAUAAAUAUAAUAUAUAUUUCUGUUGAAAAUCGACAUUUAUAUGUUCUAUGUUGCUAUAAAAAACUGUUGAUCAUCUUUUAUUUUUUACGUGUUACCGAAUCACACGCUUCUUAUUAUUCUAUGUGUUUAUGAAAAAAUUUGAAACAAAAAUUAAAUCGAUCUUUCGACGUGAAUAUAUUUUUCGACGCUUGAUUAUUAUACGCUCCUGGCUGCACUCAAGCGAUUAAUGAUAAUAACGAAAAAAAUAUGCAAAAACAAGUGAAGCAUACUAUUUUUGAAAAAAAAACAGAAGCGAACCAUUAAACGAAUCUAGUCAUAAAUAUAAGAAACUAUAAACAAACGCAUACGUGAUCGCACUCAAGCGACCAAGAAUGUCACACGCAUAUCACGCGAGAGCCAAUAAAAGUUGUGUAGAAAAAAUAACUAAAUGUUUAACGAAUAUUUGAGUUAAUGCGUAUAUGCAUAAGAGAAAAUAUAUCAACAAUAUAGAGGAGAGAGUUAUUAUGCAAUCGACUAUAAACGUCGAUAUAAAUAAGGAUAUUAAAAAACACUUUAUAGGCACUGUUAUAGAUAAUACUUCAAAAGCUGAAAAAUGUAUAUUCGAUUGUGCUGAGAAAAAUAAAAUGAAAUUAUCUGAUUUAUA